UUUUUUUUUAUGUAACAAUCGGUUAUCUAUGGGAAAGUGCGUUCAAUAUACCGCUGAGGACCACGGCAGCCGUAAAAUGGAUAAACACGUUAGCAGAAGAAAGCCCAAGUCUCUAUAACAUAUUAUUGCUCAUCUUUUUAGACGCUAAUAUGUCGCUCCAGCCGCAAGCGGCGGACGACCUGGAGGAGAGAAGCGCCUUCUUCAUCGGUGCUGACUCGGGCAACGUCUCGGAAGAGGAGGACCACCAUGAACUUAUACUUCAGAAAGCUAACGCUCUAGCGUCCGAAAACUGCCUUAGAGAAGCCAUUGACUGGUUUUCAGCUGCUAUGCGGUACAGUCCUGUGCAGCCCGAGCAGCUCAGCACUUUCGUGGACUGUAUCCUUCGCAACUUUAAGAGGAAAGUGGCCGGGCCAGAGCCGCUGUCGGGCCGUAGUAGCCGGGAAGCGGCGAAGAGCUCCGCGGAGGAGGACGUGCUGGAGUGUCCUAACUGUCACUGCUUUCUAGGUGAACCCGUGACCUUAGCCUGUGGACAUUCAUACUGUAAACGAUGCAUACAGCGACGGCUGCUUGACAAAUGUAAACUGUGUAGUGAACACGUGAGGGGCGAGGAGAAAGUGAACGUGAUUUUGUGCGGACUACUAAGUAAAUGGUUCCCGGAGGAGGUGGAAAAAUCGAAAAAAGUAAUGGAAGUGGACGCACUCUGUAGAAGAAAACGCUACCAAGAAGCCGUGGAGCUAGCAACCGACGUGAUUCAGUCAGAUCCAGACACGACGGUGGUGGCGCGACUGUCUCGAGCGGAGGCGUACAUGGGUCUGAAACAGUACCGCCAGGCUUUGGAGGACACUAACGUUUGUCCCCGAUCCAGCUGUUCUGCUGAAGCUUUAUUUAGGAAAGCUAUGGUGCUGCAUGAGAUGGGCCAAGUGGACGAGUCUCUCAGAGUCUUCCUCCACUGCCUGGCUGUUGAUGAGGACUUUCCCUGUGCUAAAAGACAAGUGGAAAAGAUCUUGUGUGAUCUUCUCUCCCCCGGUGAUGAGAAUGUGAAGGUUGGCCUGAGGGAAACAACACAGAACGCACUGACUCACUUACGCAGUAAAAACCUUGUGGCAGAUACCCAAGCCCAACCACAGAGGCCAGUUCAAAGGCAACACCUCCACCAAGUCCGUGCUGCCUCUGCGCACCAUCUGGAAAACCAGGAGAAACGCUGGGAAAGUGUGGAGCGACCUGGUUUGAGCCGAGCUCAUUCGCUACGAUCGCAUAGCUCUAAUUGUAGUGAGGAGGGUCUAAAGAGAGUUUGCUCUGCUCCUCAAUUGGGGGACCAGGACAAAGGAAGCCUCCUGAAGAGGAAGUUGUCAGUGUCAGACAUAGAGCCCUGUGUAGUGGACAGCGGAAGUAGCAAGCAUAAAAAACAAGGUGUGGCAAAAGUCUCCAAAAACCCCCCCACCAAACCUAAAAUGAAAACUAUUCCCAAGGAUCUGCUGGACUCCAAUGACCUGGAGUGUUCUCUAUGCAUGAGAUUGUUUUAUGAGCCUGUAACCACACCAUGUGGCCACACCUUCUGUAAAAACUGCCUGGAACGCUGCUUGGAUCACAUGCCCCAGUGCCCGCUCUGUAAAGAGAGUCUCAAAGAGUAUCUGGCAUCUAGGAAAUUUAAGGAGACCAUACUCCUGGACAUGCUGAUCAAACAGUACUUGAGCCGGGAGUAUGCAGAGAGGACUAAAACUCACCAGGAGGAGACCAGAGAGCUUUCUGACCUGACAAAGAAUGUGCCUAUCUUUGUGUGUACCAUGGCGUACCCUACUGUGCCUUGUCCCCUACAUGUGUUUGAGCCACGUUACCGCCUCAUGAUUCGCCGCUGCAUGGACACAGGCACCCGGCAGUUUGGGAUGUGCAUCAGUGACCCCGAAAAAGGGUUUGCAGACUACGGCUGCAUGCUGAUCAUCAGGAGUGUCCACUUCCUCCCCGAUGGGCGUUCGGUAGUGGACACCAUUGGAGGAAAACGCUUCCGGGUCCUGUCCCGAGGAAUGAAGGACGGUUACAGUACUGCAGAUAUUGAACACUUGGAGGAUAGCAGAGUGGAAGACAGUGAAGAACUAGCAAGACUACAAGAGCUGCACGAUGCAGUGUAUGAGCAGGCCCGAGUUUGGUUCCAGAACCUCAAGAUCCACUUCCACAACCAAAUCCUGCAGCACUUUGGACCAAUGCCAGAACGAGAAGCUGACAUCCAGGCGACUCCGAAUGGUCCAGCCUGCUGCUGGUGGCUGCUGGCUGUUCUGCCUAUCGACCCUCGAUACCAGCUGUCUGUCCUGUCCAUGACCACCCUCAAAGAACGUUUGGUUAAGAUCCAGCACAUCCUCACAUAUCUGCAGAGCAUCCCCAACAACUAGAGCUUCCCUACAAACAAACAAACAUCUUUUGGACUUUGAAGUGACAUUUAAGAAGAAACCUUCAGCAACACCUGCUUUUGUUCCUACUGCCAGUUCACCCCAUCAGUUACAGCUAAGAGACCCCCCCUCACCACCACCACCACCACUAGUAUAUGGCUCGAUCAGUGCAAAGCUGUCAUUCACUCUAACAUAUACGGCAAACCACCUCAGGGAUACUUUGAGUGAAACAUUUGAUGUUUGUAAUUAUGAAAAACGAUCUAGAAAAAAAAAUAAGACAGCAACAAUUCUCAUCUGCUUUAUUGUCAAUUUCCAGAAAUAUUUCCUGAAUAACUGCAGAAAAACAAGAACAAGAGAAGUUACUGCAGCACGUGGUUAAUAUUUCCUUGUUGUUGCUCUUGAGUGACAGAGUAGAAUAUCCCAUAAUCACUUUUUUGUGAUUAAUACAAGUGAACUGAGGCGAAAAGUGUUUUUUGUUUGUUUGUUUUGUCUUUGAUGUAUGGAAGCUUAAUUAUGCCACUGGACAGAAAAAAAAUACCAGGCAGAGCUGGUAUCUCAUAAAUUUGAAUUACUGACUCAAACUUGUGAUUAUUAAGUAGAUUUUGAGAUAAUGACCCCCAAUUUUGACUCGUAGAUUGCAAAAAAAAAAAAAAAAAAACAAACAAACAACAACAAAAAUGCUUCCACACUGAUAA
Neolamprologus brichardi is the source of this 3076-nucleotide messenger RNA. RefSeq names its product LON peptidase N-terminal domain and ring finger 1 (gene lonrf1). Gene Ontology annotation, molecular function: protein binding; ubiquitin protein ligase activity. Lineage: Eukaryota; Metazoa; Chordata; Actinopteri; Cichliformes; Cichlidae. The record is from RefSeq and is a predicted model, not a curated record.